Messenger RNA from Ostertagia ostertagi, 255 nucleotides. Lineage: Eukaryota; Metazoa; Nematoda; Chromadorea; Rhabditida; Trichostrongylidae. The record is from the annotation of a GenBank genome assembly.
AUGAUUUCAGAAAAUACUGCGACGGGUGUGAUGAAAGCGGGUAAUUCGUUCACAAUUGAGCCGAUGAUAAACGCUGGCAGUUAUCACGAUGAUCGCUGGCCAGAUGACUGGACCGCUGUUACGACUGAUGGCAAGCGAUCCGCUCAGUUUGAGCAAACUCUACUCGUAACAGAAAACGGUUGCGAUGUGCUGACAGCUCGUGAGGGUAAUCGACCAUGGUUCAUGGAUCAAAUUGAUAAAUGGUAUACUAAAUAG